Panicum hallii is the source of this 324-nucleotide messenger RNA. Its product is annotated as antimicrobial peptide 1-like. Gene Ontology annotation, biological process: negative regulation of growth; defense response. The coding region runs from base 1 to 324 and encodes 107 amino acids. The record is from RefSeq and is a predicted model, not a curated record. The transcript has a single exon. NCBI's taxonomy places the organism in Eukaryota, Viridiplantae, Streptophyta, Magnoliopsida, Poales, Poaceae.
AUGGCGGCGAAGUGCGGCGUAAAAUCCGCGGCGGCGGGGGCCUUCUUCGCCAUCCUUAUGGCGGUGGCCAUGGCGAUUGGCUCGGCGGACGCCACGAGCUCCCUCACGUCGUGGGCCGGGCCAGGGUGCUCGGGGCAGACGGCGACCGCGGGGUCCUGCGGGUGCAGCGACCUCCAGUUCUACGGCGGGCAGGAGUUCAGCUACCAGGGCCAGAUGGCCACGCUCUACACCGAGACCGGCUGCGCCGGCACGCCGUACCUGGUGUUCGAAGACACCGAAGCCUGCGGCGACUUUGGGUGGCGCAGCAUCAACAUCGACUGCUGA